Molecule: messenger RNA, 372 nt
Organism: Eimeria acervulina
Lineage: Eukaryota; Apicomplexa; Conoidasida; Eucoccidiorida; Eimeriidae
Product: ctr copper transporter domain-containing protein, putative
Exons: 2
Coding region: 1-372 (123 amino acids)
Biological process (GO): copper ion transmembrane transport
Cellular component (GO): membrane
Molecular function (GO): copper ion transmembrane transporter activity
Source: RefSeq, a predicted model, not a curated record
AUGGCGGAGAAGAAGCACAAGCCGACGCUGAUGCUUGGCUCCCUGCCUGUUUUCCACAACGCGCUACGCGCAUCUGUCGCCUUCUUGAAUUACUCUUGGGAUUACAUGCUGAUGCUGGUGGCUAUGACGUUCAACGUGGGGAUUUUCCUUUCAAUGCUCGGAGGUAUGGCUCUAGGCUUCCUUACAAUUGGGCGCUACCUCGGCUUCUCCCUCCAGCCGAAAAAUAUCGUCAGUGGCUGCGAAUGCGACGAGGACUUCAGCUGCGGCUGCCACAAGGGCCAGUCCUGCACUUGUUGCGUUUCUUCCCAACUUGACCCAGCAAACGGCGGACCAAGUAUAAGCGGCAAAGACCCAGUUUUGGAGAAGCGCUGA